Molecule: messenger RNA, 1161 nt
Organism: Musa acuminata AAA Group (dessert banana)
Lineage: Eukaryota; Viridiplantae; Streptophyta; Magnoliopsida; Zingiberales; Musaceae
Exons: 5
Coding region: 424-915 (163 amino acids)
Cellular component (GO): nuclear membrane
Source: RefSeq, a predicted model, not a curated record
GUCAAAGCCACGUUGGGAUUACGCGUUUCCUGUGUCGGCACGGAUGCGAACCGGACGUGGCCCGCUCUGGCAAUCGUUUUCUUCCGCCAAGGAACCAAAUGUGUGAUUCGAUCACGUCAUGUUUGAGUUCGAACCGCAUCGCCCAGGCCCAAGGCACGUGACACGCACGUGAACGGCUCUAUGCCGGAAGGCGCAGGACGCCUUCUGAAGAUGUGGGCCCCUCUGUCAGUGUCGACCCCUCGGUUUGGAGCGAUCUCUGAGUAGUCCUCGUGUCCGGGAAAGCUCCAUGCAUCCGUUGGUUCUCCGAUUCACCAAGCCACACUACCAUCCCCGUCGGGAUCCCACCGCCUCAGCCUUGAGGCCAGGCCGAACAAGUCUGUUUCGCAGAUCUGCUAUCUUGUUCAUUUGGGAGCAGUCUCUGCAAUGGAAGAUUUGAAAGCAGCACUGAACGAGCAUGUUGAUCUCGCUUCCGAACUCUUCGAGAAGUUCUCCGCCGAACUCCGCAGCGGAUUCGGCCCGGCCGUGGACGACUUUGUGAGUUUCUUCCACGCAAUUGAUUGGAAGGAACCUUGGUUGAUAUGCUUAUUAGCUUUCUACUUUAUUUUGCUGAUCGUAACUAUAUUAUCGAGGAAAAAUGUGAACUUCCAAUUAUGCUUGUCUCUUCUAGCAUUUUCUGGUGUGUAUCUUGCUGAGAGGGUAAAUAGUUUCCUGGGAAGGAACUGGAAGAGCUUUUCAAGCCAGAACUAUUUUGAUCCUCAUGGUCUCUUUAUCUCAGUGCUAUGGUCCAGCCCACUUCUCAUCAUAACGAUCAUAAUUGUGGUAAAUACUCUCUUCACACUUUGCCAUCUUAUGGUGAAAUGGAAAAAAGCACAACUGAGGCAUGAUGCUUGGCUUUCUCGUGGCAAACAGGAAUAGCAUGUAUUGUUCUAUGUUUUGAGCAAUUCAUACAUUGGUUUUCUUUCCAUAAGCUAGGGAAGCCUGUAAUAUUAUGCUGUGUUACACGAUUCAUAGGGAUUUUGAUCAUUUUCUAGCGGCAUCACAGACUCGAGAACUGGAAUUGAUAAGAGAAGUAGCUUAGAAAUUUGAGAUUUCAAGUGAUAAACUAGAUCCAAAAUUUGUUUAUCAAACCUAACCAGCAGGAAUUCUUCUGGGUUCAAUUAA